Messenger RNA from Drosophila nasuta, 3602 nucleotides. RefSeq lists its product as uncharacterized. The record is from RefSeq and is a predicted model, not a curated record. The transcript has a single exon. Bases 1 to 2769 code for a protein of 922 amino acids. NCBI's taxonomy places the organism in Eukaryota, Metazoa, Arthropoda, Insecta, Diptera, Drosophilidae.
AUGAAUGUGGAGAAGCUAAAAAGGCUGCAGGCGCAGGUGCGCAUCGGUGGCAAGGGAACACCACGCCGCAAGAAGAAGGUUAUGCACCAGACAGCUGCCACCGAUGAUAAGAAGUUGCAGAGCUCGCUGAAGAAACUCUCUGUGAGCACCAUACCCGGCAUUGAGGAGGUCAAUAUCAUUAAAGAUGACCUCACAGUUAUACACUUUAAUAACCCCAAGGCGCAAGCCUCGCUCUCGGCCAAUACCUUUGCUGUCACUGGCCAUGGCGAGACCAAGAAGAUUGUUGAAAUGUUGCCCGAGAUCUUGCCUCAAUUGGGCCAGGAAACUGUUGUCCAAUUGCGUAUGUAUGCCAACUCGAUGUCGAACAACCAAAAGACUGCUGAAGGUGCUGGAAAUGAUGCUAAGAUUUCCGAGGAAGACGAUGAGGUGCCGUUGCUGGUUGGUGACUUUGAUGAAGUGGCCAAAACCGAGGCAAAACAGCAGGAGCAAACUAAGACGGAAAAGAAACAGGAACAGCCAAUCAAGGAUGCCAAAAAAGCAAACAAAGCGGACAACAAGCAGCCUCAGCAACAGCAAACCAAACAGGAUCGCAAGAAGAACCAACAACAGCAGCAACAACAACAACCCGAGACUAAACAAAAUGAAGCAGCUAAGAAGGCAAACAAUUCAUCUCAAAAGGGAAAACAAGACAAUAAGAAGGAGUCCAAGAAGAAUGAACCGGAUAACACCAAUGACAAGGGCAACAUUAAUAAGACACAAGGCGAUGCACAGCCCAAGGCAGCAACUCCAAUACCAAGUGGAUUAGCGAAGCAAGAGACUGCUGUAGAACCUCCAAAGGCAGCGGAGCCGCAAAAGGCAGCUGAGCCACAAAAAGCGGCUGAGCCAAAGAAGGAGCAACCAAAGCCAGUGGAGCAAAAGACUUCACCACAAGCAGACAAACCUGUUGCUCCAGCCGCUGCAACUCCAGCAAAGGCUCAGACACCGCCUGCUGUGCAGACUUUGGCUCAAAUUGUAGCUGCCGAGCCACCAAAGGCAGCUCCAGCUCCUGCUCCAGUUGAGCAGAAAGAAAAACCCAUCGAGAAAACUUCUGAACAGAAGCCAGCAGCAGCUCAAGCCAAGCCUGAAGCGAAGGCUGAGAAGAAAGAAGUUGCAGCUCCAGUAGUAACAACUCCACCAACUGGAUCUCUUGCAUCCGAGCAGAAGACGGAACAACCUCAGCCGAAGGUUGAAAAGAAGGAAGCUGCUGCUCCAGUUCAACCGGAACAGAAGCCAGCUGCAGCACCAGCCAAUAUAGAAAAGACGGCUCCUGUGACUCCUCCUAUCAAAGCAGAACAGAAGCCAGCUCAAACUGAUCAAAAUGAUGCCAAGAAAGAAGCUGUAGCUGCCCCAACUACAGUCAAGCCAGCUGCUGAAUUGAAGCCAGCAGCACCAGCUCAAACAAAGGCCAAAUCCCCAACUCCAACACCAGUUGUGGCCGCUGCACCAGCUGCCGCUCCAGCUGCUAAACAACCGGAAGCAGUUGCUCCACAGGGAGCUGCUCAAACAGCCAAGCAAGACGCUCCUAAGCAAGUAACGCCUCCACCUGCCAAGCAAGCUACUCUACCCGCCGAACAGCCAAAGGUGCAGCAGACUCCAGCGCCAGCAGCUGCGAAGCCUGCAAAGCCCGAGAAGAAGUCAGAAGAGAAGUCGCCAGCUCAGCAGGCAGCUCAACAACAGCCCAAAGAGGCUGCACCGAAGCAGGUGACUCCGCCACCUGUGAAGCAAGCCACGCCACCAGCUGCUGCGCCAAAGCAAGCCACUCCACCAGCUGCCGAGCAGAAGCAAGCCACGCCACCAGCUGCUGAGCCAAAGCAAGCAACUUCACCAGCUUCUGAGCCAAAGCAAGCAACUCCACCUGCUACUGAGCAGAAGCCUGCAUCUGAAUCUAAGCCAACUGAGCAACAGCAAGCGAAACCAGCAGCUCAGAAACAAGCGAAUGCAGCCGGCGGCAAGAAACAGGAACAAGCUCAGAAGCCAAAGCAGCAGCAGCAACAACAGAAGCAACCACAGCAGCAACAGGGUCAGAAACAGGCACAGCAGCAACAACAGGCUCCAAAGCAGCCUCAACAGCAAGCACAGAAACAACAACCACAGCAGCAGCAGGGUCAAAAGCAACCCGCUCAGCAGCAGCAGCAACAACCUCAGAAGCAGCAACAACAGCAGCCUCAGAAGCAACCACAACAGCAACAGCAGCAAGCUCAGAAGCAACCAGCUCAGCAGCAGCAGCAACCAGCUCAACAGCAGCAGCAACCUCAGCAGCAGCAGCAAUCAGCUCAACAGCAGCAGCAACCUCAGCAACAACCCCAACAACAACAGCCACAGCAGCAGCAACAAGCUCAGAAGCAGCCACAAGCGAAUGCUGGAGGCAACAAAUCCGCACCACAGCAGCAGCAGAAACAGGCAACCGCUAAGCCUGCCGUGGCAGCCAAACCAGAGGCAGCUAAUGCCAAGCCAGCUGGAGCAAAACCCAACCAACAACAACAGCAGCAGCAGGGCAAGGGCAAUAAGGCAUCGCCUCCAAAGCAACAGCCAGCUGCUCAGAAUAAACCGCAGCAGCAAAAGCAGAACGAUGGCAAGCCCAAGACGCCAGCAAAUACGCCCAACUCGCAGUCCUCUCCCAAGGCGUCGCCGUCGCCAAAGGCAGCUGCUUCGCCACCCAAGGCUGCCUCCCCGAAGGCUGGCACUCCAACGAGCCCCGCACCAACUGCCCCGCAAGAUGGCGCCAAUUAAUUGCAUGCAUUUUCAAACACCAACGAUCGAAGCAGAGUAGAAUUGAUCGAUAGACUGCGAUGAGAGAGAAGCAGCACUGCAGUUUAUCGAUAAUGUCGAAUUGAUUAUAUUUUGUGACGAUUACAAUUUUAUAUUGAGAAAAUAAAAACACAAUUUGAAAAAAAAAGAAAAUAAUUAUUAAUUCUGCUUGCGCUCCGCUGACGAUGUGGAUGGCUGUUCACUCCUUUCCUCCUUCUUUUCGGGAUUGAGUUUCAACAUCGCGUAGUUCAAGGCUGUCGCAAAGCCCAACCAAGCCAUGUAGGGCACAAACAAAAGACCGGCCGUUUUAUUGACGCGAUAGAAGAGCACGCCACAAGCGCCGGCUGCCGCUGUUAGUGCGACAAUGUCAACAAGUCCCUGUGAAUGACACAUUGCCAUUGCAAUUGGAUUAAUAGAUAAAGAAAAUGUUCAUUAAACCGGUGAAAAAAUUAAAUGCAACUCACGCCCUUGAUAUUGUGCUGGCCAAAGAAAAUCGGUGUCCACGCCCAAUUAAGCGCCAGCUGAGUUCCAUAUGCGAUCAGCGGCAGUUGUGCCUCUCCACUGAAGCCGCCACCAUCGCGCCACACCAGGUAAGAGCCAUAGCCCAUGCCCGCAUAGAGUGAAGUCCACACGGGUGCAAACAGCCAGUUGGGUGGUCGGAAUGAAGGAAAAUUCAGAUGCUCGUACCAGUUCUUUAUGUGAUUGCGUGUUAUUUUGCCAUUCACCACGCCCCCAACAUUUGGCAAGAUGAUGGCGCCUGCAAUCUUCAGUACAUUCCCAGCACAGUUCUUGUCAGCCAUAUUUUGGAUUUAUAG